Colletes gigas is the source of this 1299-nucleotide messenger RNA. Its product is annotated as lysoplasmalogenase-like protein TMEM86A. NCBI's taxonomy places the organism in Eukaryota, Metazoa, Arthropoda, Insecta, Hymenoptera, Colletidae. The transcript is spliced from 6 exons. Bases 555 to 1277 code for a protein of 240 amino acids. The record is from RefSeq and is a predicted model, not a curated record. Gene Ontology annotation, cellular component: membrane.
GUUUUUCAAACAAUGCAAUCGAGUUUCGCGCCCUCGCAAUCAAUUCGAAAUAACAAAGAAACUCCCUGAUCUUUAAUUUUGAAAUUUCGUUCGUACAAAUUUGUUGUUUCUUGUGCGGACUACUUUGGACGAAACUGACAAUUAUUUAUUUUCAUUUGUUGACUUUUAUCCCGAAACACGAGAGGCGAAUAGGACUAUGGCCCAAUAACGUAACUACACAAAAGAUGAUACGAAAUACAGAUCGAAACAUGGUAACACGGAUAGAAUCAGAAAAUUGUACGCGAUUUAUGCCGCGGAUUUUCUGAAACCAUACAGAUUAAGUUAGGAAUAAAUUUUUUCGUCGAAACAAAAGUGGUGUGCGUUUAUUGGUCGAUACCAGUGGCAGUCGAAGAAUCAGCCAAUAAGAAACGACGUCGUUCUCGCAGGGAGAAAUAAUGCAGUCGUCAGGAGAGCAGCCUACUGUGAUAAUUGUAUAGCAAUUGACAGUGCAGUGGAAAAUAUCGUGCAUGUAGGUGCGUGCCAUUAUUCGAACCAAAAUUACAGUUUAAUUUAAAAUGUCAUCGCCUACACAAGUGUUAAAAAGUGUCGGCCCAAAGCUAGUCCCGUUCUUUAAAACCGUGUCUGUGUAUUUUAUAUUAUUGGCCGAGCAACCGUCACUACUGACGGCGUGUUUCAAGUGUUUGCCAAUUAUAAGUCUUAUCGUCUUUGUUCUCCUACACGGAAUUAGUUUAUCGCAGGAAUACGCAUUUUCCAGACGAAUACUGACAGGGCUAAUAUUCAGUUGUAUGGGCGAUGCACUACUGGUGUGGCCCAGUUGUUUCACGCCUGGAAUGUGUAUGUUUGCCCUCGCCCAGAUAAUGUACAUCAGCGCAUUUGGUUUUAUACCGCUUAACAUAAUGCUAGGUACAAUUCUAUACGCUAUGUGUUCGCUAGUCAUAUAUACCUUGAUGCCUGGUUUGAACGGUAUCCUGGUCAUCGGAGUUCCAGUUUACACUGUGCUUUUGACUACCAUGGCAUGGAGAGCAAUUUCAAGAGUUCAAUUUUAUAGGGAAUUAUGGACAUGGACUAAAUUAUGCAGCUGCAUCGGGAGCAUAUGUUUCCUCAUAUCUGAUACUUUGCUCGGUUUUCACUAUUUCCACACUCCGUUACCUUACUCUCAGGUCUCCAUAAUGCUGACGUAUUACGCGGCUCAAUUGGGAAUAGCAUUGAGCGCGGUGGGCUCUAAAAAUAAUAACGUUAGCAAUAAUAGAAAUGACGCGAACCAAGUAAAGGGUUGAAAGGAUUUGAUCUCCUAUUCGC